AGCAAAUCCCUUUUCAAUUCCAAUGUAAAUUCUUUUGGUGAGAAUUUAGUUUCUAGUGUCACUACCGGUGGUUCAAGUUCUCAACAAGUGUGGAGAUGAAUCCAUCUCAAAGAUGGCAAGAGAAAGUGAAGAUGAAAUACAAGAAGUAUAAAAAUGAUAAUGGUGCUGCUAGUGAACACUCUGAAUUAGAUAAGUACUUGGCAGAAGCUACUAAAGAGGACAACCCAGAUCUAAACAUUUUAGCUUGGUGGAAGCUCAACUCACCUAGAUUUCUCGUUCUUGGUGUAAUGGCUAAGGAUGUAUUAGCUGUGCCAAUAUCAAUUGUGGCGUUGGAGUCUUGUUUUAGCACUAGUGGUCGUGUGCUUGAUGCUAUUAGAAGCUUUUUAACACCAAGAACAGUUUGGGCUUUAAUCUGUGCUCAAGUUUGGGUGAAGCCAAAUGGAAAUCUUGUAUUCGAUGAGGAGGAUUUAGACAACCUACUACAGACUGCAAAGUGCUGACUUUUUUUUUAGUUUAAGUGAGAUAAUGAAUUCUUUUUAGUUUAAGUCAAAUAAUGACUUCUUUUGGAAUAAUACUUUGCAAUAUUUAGAUAUUUGCAUGGAUAGUUUGGUUGGUGCUUGUGGUUAAUUGUUAAGUGGUUUUUUGAAUCUUUUGAUCAUUUAUCUUUUGAUAUCAUAUAGGCAUAUAGUAGAUUAGUAGUUGUAAAUUGUUAUAUUUUGUUCUAGUAGACUAGCAAACUAGCAGACUAAUAACUUUAAUUUGUUCUG
Messenger RNA from Rubroshorea leprosula, 767 nucleotides. The record is from the annotation of a GenBank genome assembly. NCBI's taxonomy places the organism in Eukaryota, Viridiplantae, Streptophyta, Magnoliopsida, Malvales, Dipterocarpaceae.